Messenger RNA from Eremomyces bilateralis CBS 781.70, 810 nucleotides. RefSeq lists its product as uncharacterized. The record is from RefSeq and is a predicted model, not a curated record. Lineage: Eukaryota; Fungi; Ascomycota; Dothideomycetes; Eremomycetales; Eremomycetaceae. The transcript has 2 exons. Bases 1 to 810 code for a protein of 269 amino acids.
AUGAAGGCAGGAUAUGGACCCGAUCAUGCGACCGGACUGGCGGCAGGGAAGACAGAACCAAUGCCGGAUUUGUUGACGCGAGCGUUCAACGAGGCGAUUAGGCCGUAUACGGAUCAGAUCGACCAGUUGGAGGCGCAGGUCGCGGAGCUGCAAGCUUGGGUGGAGUCGUUGGAGAGGGAAAGGAGUGAGGUGCAUAGCUGGAUUGACAAGCGGGGGUUACGGCCUGACGUCCCUUCAAGCAUCGCCAAGCAAAUGGACGCCUCCCCGGACGCCGCCGCCACGCUCAACGCCCAACUCGACCGCAAAAUCACCAUCGUCAAUUUCGACCUCCACCGUCUCCAAGAUGACCUCAACGACUCCAUCUCCGCCUCCCACUUCGCCGCCGCCAUGUCCAAAUUCCUCCCGGACAUCUCCCGCCUCGCCCGCCUCCCCGCGGGCCCCCGCUUCGCCUUCGACCUGAUCCUCAAGCUCGGCGGCAACCUCAACUCCCACGGCGGCCUGGAAUCCUCCGGAGACACCGGCGACCUGCUGGCACGGAAGGAGUUCUACCACCGGCUCGACGAUGAGAUGGUCAGCGUCGUGCGCCGACGGUUCGACGACGAGGGCCAUGACUGGGGCGUGCAGCGCGAGAUCAAACGCAUCGAGAAGACCGCAAGCUACCUGCGGAACUAUGGCGUUGAGCCGUACUUCCCCGGCACCCUGGAGGUGAUGAAGAGGAGUGAGGUCGGCACGAAUGGGUUUGCGGGGAAUGGAGUCGACGUGAACGGUGGGCCGGUGGCGGGGGGUACGCCACCGACGAGGUAUAGUUAG